This is a messenger RNA of Rattus rattus (black rat), 491 nucleotides long. It is a transcript of the gene Smim1, whose product is annotated as small integral membrane protein 1 (Vel blood group). NCBI's taxonomy places the organism in Eukaryota, Metazoa, Chordata, Mammalia, Rodentia, Muridae. The record is from RefSeq and is a predicted model, not a curated record. The coding region runs from base 238 to 474 and encodes 78 amino acids. The transcript has 4 exons.
CCCUAGCGAGAGGCACAGGCUCGAGGGACCAACCUUACCUCACAUCCUGGCUUGCCCUGCUGGGGAAAGGUGGGGUCCGCUGGCCAGACCCUGACAACCUUCCUGAGCCCCGGAGGUUUCAGCCCUACCACGACUCGCUUUUGCAGACCCUCCCUUAGCGGGAGCUUCUGCGAGUCUGGUCUGAUACCUGCCUCAUCUCCAUUGUGAAUUGCUGUAGCUCCACCCCAGGCCUACAGCAUGCAGUCCCAGGAGAGUGGCGUUCACUACAGCAGGUGGGACAGCAGCAGCCGGGAUGAAGUCAGCAUGUCCGCCAUGUCCAGCUCAGAGGAGGCCUCAUGCUAUAGGAGGAUCUCCCAGAAGCUGUGCUCUGGCAAGCUGGGGAUAGCCAUGAAGGUGCUGGGUGGAGUGGCCCUCUUCUGGAUCAUCUUCAUCUUGGGCUACAUCACUGGCUACUACGUGCACAAGUGCAAAUAAAUGCUGGCCCACUCCCA